CUCUCUUUCUCUCUGUGUCCACGGCCGGGGAGCGUAACCGGAAGCGGGAUCCUCCAGCCUGGUUUCCGGUCGAGGGGGAAUUAAAAAUGGAGGAGAUCGGCAUCUCGGUGGAGAAAACUCAGGAUGAGCUUCCUGCUCUCUCUAUUUCCAGACCUCAGACCGGCCUCUCCUUCCUAGCUCCUGAAGCUGAAGAUGUCGAGGAUCUAUAUAGCCGAUAUAAAAAACUCCAGCAAGAGCUGGAAUUCCUGGAGGUCCAGGAAGAAUACAUCAAGGAUGAGCAGAAAAAUCUGAAGAAAGAAUUUCUGCAUGCUCAGGAGGAGGUGAAACGUAUCCAGAGCAUCCCGUUGGUCAUUGGCCAGUUCCUAGAGGCGGUGGAUCAGAAUACAGCCAUUGUUGGUUCUACCACAGGCUCUAACUACUACGUCCGAAUCUUGAGCACCAUUGACCGUGAACUGCUGAAGCCCAAUGCUUCUGUGGCCCUACACAAACACAGUAAUGCGUUGGUGGAUGUGUUGCCUCCCGAGGCUGAUAGCAGUAUUAUGAUGCUGACUUCAGAUCAGAAACCAGAUGUGAUGUAUGCUGACAUUGGUGGGAUGGAUAUUCAGAAGCAGGAAGUUCGAGAAGCUGUGGAGCUGCCCCUCACUCACUUUGAACUUUACAAACAGAUUGGUAUAGAUCCUCCACGGGGCGUGUUAAUGUACGGGCCCCCUGGCUGUGGAAAGACUAUGCUAGCCAAAGCUGUGGCCCAUCACACCACAGCUGCUUUCAUUCGGGUUGUGGGGUCUGAAUUCGUGCAGAAGUACCUGGGUGAAGGGCCACGCAUGGUCCGGGAUGUUUUCCGACUGGCCAAAGAGAAUGCACCGGCCAUUAUCUUCAUCGAUGAAAUUGAUGCCAUUGCCACCAAGCGUUUUGAUGCCCAGACUGGAGCGGACAGGGAGGUUCAGCGGAUUCUCUUGGAGCUUCUCAACCAGAUGGAUGGCUUUGACCAGAAUGUUAAUGUUAAGGUGAUAAUGGCUACAAACCGAGCAGACACCCUGGAUCCUGCUUUGCUCCGACCGGGCCGUUUAGAUCGUAAAAUCGAGUUUCCUCUGCCAGAUAGACGCCAAAAACGCUUAAUUUUCUCUACCAUCACCAGCAAGAUGAAUCUAUCUGAGGAGGUGGAUCUGGAAGAUUAUGUGGCACGACCUGAUAAGAUCUCGGGAGCUGACAUCAACUCCAUUUGCCAGGAGGCUGGGAUGCUGGCAGUACGGGAGAACCGUUACAUUGUCCUCGCCAAGGACUUUGAAAAAGCCUACAAAACGGUCAUCAAGAAAGACGAACAGGAACAUGAGUUCUACAAAUAAAGACGGGAGCAGCAGGACCGAGGCUUGGUUUGGUCGUCUCAGUCCUUGCGGUGGAAAGACGGGCUGUGGUUUUUUUUGUGUGUGUGUUUCUGGUAGGCUACGUUUAUCCUGUGGUUUUUUUUUUUCUCUAAAAAAAGAAAAGCUAUCCAGAAAUGCCACUGUUCCCUUCGUCGAUGGAAAUAGGAGAUGAGGGUGUCUUUAUCUCAUCCCCUCCAUUCCUAUACGUUCUUGAUCUGCCUAUAUUGUUUUUUUUAUUCUCAGGCCCUAUAGGGAAUAAGAUUUGAAUUGGAUUAACAUUUGCUCCCUUGAGGGAAGGGGAGCGUGGGUAGGAACAGACCUGCCAGUUAUUGUUACACCACAGUUCCGUCAUAUCUGAAAUUUGGUCACAAGGUUGUGGUUGAUAGUUGAAAGCAACAGUUGGCCUGUAAAGUGUGUGGGUUCAUAUUGCAUGCUCGGUUCACAUGUUAAACAUUAGAUCAAAACCAGUCAAACCCUUUUUCUAGGAUGGUGUAAUGCCUGUGUGAAGUUUUCACAGCUUUCCUAAGUUGGGCUGUACGUUACACUCGGCUAAGUUUUAUUAAACAUGAUUUGAAGAAAUCUCAGUUUAGACCCAUGAAUUUCCACCAAGCCACAUUGUGACUUAAUAAUACAUUGUAUGAUGGUUUGUUAGCAAAUUAUAAUACAUGGAAUUUAUUCUUAUGGUCCAGAAAAUAAAAGACUUUGGAGAUA
Pantherophis guttatus is the source of this 2072-nucleotide messenger RNA. It is a transcript of the gene PSMC4, whose product is annotated as proteasome 26S subunit, ATPase 4. The record is from RefSeq and is a predicted model, not a curated record. NCBI's taxonomy places the organism in Eukaryota, Metazoa, Chordata, Lepidosauria, Squamata, Colubridae. Gene Ontology annotation, molecular function: ATP hydrolysis activity; ATP binding.